Messenger RNA from Kwoniella shivajii, 459 nucleotides. RefSeq lists its product as uncharacterized. Lineage: Eukaryota; Fungi; Basidiomycota; Tremellomycetes; Tremellales; Cryptococcaceae. Bases 1 to 459 code for a protein of 152 amino acids. The record is from RefSeq and is a predicted model, not a curated record. The transcript has 2 exons.
AUGAGUGCCCCUUUGACACGCAUCAUACUUUGCGGUAAGACGGCAGCUAUAGGAAGGGGCGUAAUUGCAGGACUCAAACCGCAGGUAGAAGUCAUUCGAUUCGUUUCGUCGUUGAAUCAAGCCAAUAAUGAAAUCCCUCUAAUCUUAUCAGGCCAAUACAAGAACCUGCCUGAAGUCACAAAGGGCGAGGAGAUCCUAGGAACACAGAACUUCAACAGGAUCCCAGACGCUGUGAUGCUUGGUGGUGGAUAUUCGAAGCAAGAUUUCGAGCAAAUCCAAAAAACAUGCUUAGAUACGCCUAAAGCUAAAGCAGUACCGUUCUUCUUGGCUGACACGACAUUACCUGCGCCUCCACUGGGACCGGAGUAUGGUAAGGCUAUGACGAACAGGGCUAAAGAUGCCUUGGAGAAAUGGAGAUUGAAUCUCACGGGAAAUACAACAGGUCCUAUUUGGUAUUAG